AAGGCGUCCAAUCCCGAGCUUCCGUAUGUUCGGCGGAGAACUCCUUUGUGGUUCUUGCAUGUCAGCGAGGAGCUGACGGACGGACUCUGCUUCUCAUCUAUCAAUCUCCUUUGCUCAAGGAGUGCUGGAAGUCAACCACACGGGAGGAUGCAGGCGGCGUCGGAUAUCGCCUUGCUCUCGUUCUUGCUGCUGAUACAGGGGAUUUGGGCUCAGUCGACACCUGCCCCCUCCAGCUACGGAGGGAGAUGGUGCUGCAAUAUCCAGAUCCUCUACUACGGCGUCCCCGUCUUGAUGUUGGUUGCAGUCUUAGCCAUCAUUGUCUGCAUGAGACAGAGCAACGUAUCAGCAAGAUCGACCACCUCCGAAGCAGACAGAGCCCUAGCUCGUCGUCAGAGGAUCAGAGAGCAUGCACUAGGCCAACUCUACGCCGAAGCCUUUCCGGGGUCUGCCUUGUCGCUGAUGAACUUCUCCAUCAUGGAACAUCUCCCACCGAUCCCCUUCGAGCUGAAGAUCCGUGGGGUUGUCUUGUCGAGAGGGAUGGAGAAGUUGAAUGAAGGAGGACAUGUUGCUUCUUGAGAGGCGCCUUGGUUAUGUCUUCAUGCUCUAUUUAUUAGCCGAGGAAAAAGGAGACCUGGAUCAGGAGUACUUUCUCGUCGACGUUUCUGUAAAUUGAAUGGAUUCUUAGAUUCUUCCAGUAAACCACUAACAGUCUG
Molecule: messenger RNA, 713 nt
Organism: Guillardia theta CCMP2712
Lineage: Eukaryota; Cryptophyceae; Pyrenomonadales; Geminigeraceae
Exons: 4
Coding region: 148-576 (142 amino acids)
Source: RefSeq, a predicted model, not a curated record